Messenger RNA from Prunus mume (Japanese apricot), 1393 nucleotides. RefSeq names its product protein DOG1-like 4. Lineage: Eukaryota; Viridiplantae; Streptophyta; Magnoliopsida; Rosales; Rosaceae. The record is from RefSeq and is a predicted model, not a curated record. Gene Ontology annotation, biological process: DNA-templated transcription. Gene Ontology annotation, molecular function: sequence-specific DNA binding.
CCGUACUGAGUUAUUUAUGGUGAGAGAGUCACAAUACAACUUGUAGUGCGUGAAAGCAGAGCGCCCACAGGACCUACAAACAAACUAUGUGACUUUUUUUUUGGGUAAAAAACAAAUAUCAAUCAACAGGCAUGAAAUGAACGAACUUGAUGCAUGGGAUAUUGGAUAUGUACGACAUGACGCCUAUGAGCUUCUCUAUUUACGAGUUUACUAGUUUCCUUCAAAGAAAACGACAAACGCUGCCAAAGCAAAUCCAAAAUAUCUAUCUCGGUAUUCUAGGCUGACAGUUCCUAAGCUUGGAAUUCUCUGCUGCUUCAUCAACUUGACCCACCUUCGUUUCUGAAACUUGGGUACGAAGUAAAUAAAUAAUGUACAAUGAACCAUAACCUCUUCGCAUGACCUACUUGCCAACCAACCUUUUCCCUGUAUAAAAUAAAAACAUUACACAAUAAAACCUGGGACUCUGGGUUUCGUCCAUUCAUACACACACACACACACACAUAUAUAACACAAAAGUAGUAGGGUCUGUUUUGUAUUAGCUGCUACAGAGGUAGCCAUGACAAACACCAUUUUUGAUGUUGAGCACGAGAGUUUCCACAAUUUCUUUGAGUGCUGGCUUGCUGAACAAAACCAACAUCUCCAAGACCUCAUCAUUGCCUCCAAAAACAACCUCUAUAAUGGCAACCCCACCACUACUGCUGCAGCUAAUACUAAUACAAGUUUAAGAACACUGGUUGAGCGUGUGGUGAAGCAUUAUGAGCAAUACUAUGAGGCCAAGUCCAGAUGGGUCAAGCAAGACGUUCUCAGGAUGCUUUCGCCCUCCUGGACAACCUCCCUAGAGGAUGCCUUCCUUUGGAUUGGUGGGUGGCGACCAAGCAUGACUUUUCAUCUCUUUUACUCCAAGUCUGGCUUGCAACUCGAGGCUCGACUCACAGAGUUGAUUGAAGGUCUUGGUACAGGUGACUUGGCGGAUAUCUCACAGCAUCAGCUCAUGCAGGUGGACCAUUUGCAGAGGAGGACUGUUAAGGAGGAGAGGGACAUCACAGAGAAAAUGGCCAAACAGCAGGAGUCAGUGGCAGACACGUCAACGGUCGAGUUGUCACACGUGAUUACCGAGUUGAUGAGCGCUAAUGGUGGUCAUGAGCAUGAAGUUGAAGCGGACCGAGUUGAGUCUGUCCUGGCAUCCAAGGAGCGAGGUUUGGAGGAGAUUUUGCAGAGGGCUGACAGUCUACGGCUAAAAACGCUUAAAGCCAUCACACAUAUUCUGACUCCAAUCCAGGCCGUCCAUUUCUUCAUUGCUGCUGCUGAGUUGCACUUGAGGCUUCAUGACUGGGGCAAAAAGGAGGACGCCAGCAGCCGUGGCAAUUCAUCUUAGCCUAUGAUCCAUCAAAAG